AUGUACUCGGUAAUGAGGAUGAACCUCCGAUGUGACCUCUAUCCUUCCAGGGGGUUAGGACAAAGGAUCAGAGCGGCUGGAAGCUACAAAGGACAGAACCCAAACCUUAUUAAUAAUAAUAAUAGCUUGCGACCCAGUUGUAUCCACUCAUUCGAUUAUCCGACUCACCGGACCAUCAGCGGUGGAUGUGUUGCUGGCAUCAGUAUCAGUGGAAUCAGUGGCAUCAGUGGCAUCAGUAUUUGGGGAACCAGGGACCGAAGCAGUAGUGUAAGGGUAGCAAGGGAUGCUAUUGUUGUAGAGGGAACCAGUGAAUGGGAGUCUUCGAGUGGAAUAUUCGCUAGCCUGAAACGACACCUUAAAAAUACGAAAAUUUAUAUACAAUCGUCCAGGAAAACUCAGAACCAAGAGAAAAACGUAGGACUCCAGGAAAUCCAGCGAAUCUCUCCCAACGUAACUGAUAUUCAUGGUGGAUAG
Nezara viridula (southern green stink bug) is the source of this 474-nucleotide messenger RNA. The record is from the annotation of a GenBank genome assembly. Lineage: Eukaryota; Metazoa; Arthropoda; Insecta; Hemiptera; Pentatomidae.